Molecule: messenger RNA, 2374 nt
Organism: Vitrella brassicaformis
Lineage: Eukaryota; Vitrellaceae
Source: the annotation of a GenBank genome assembly
CCUUCAUUGAGCAACCAACCUUCUGCCCAACUCGACCUGCUUGUCAAGGUCAGAUCUUGCUCGCCGGCCUCUCCCGGUCGCUCCCAUCCUCAUUAGACAGAAUGUGCAGAGAGCUGAAGUCCCGCUCGCCACGCCGCGGCCGCUGCCUGCCUGUCACGGCCACGUCGCCCACACACAGCCGGCUUCCUUUCACUUGAGGCGAGUCACACCUCCACCACACCACCCACCACACACAACACAUGAUGGAACAGACCUGUCGAGGCAUGCCCACCCCGCCCCUCCCCACCUCACGUAGAUGUCUUGUUGGGGCUGUUGCUGCUGGUGUUGCUGGUCGAGCGACCUCCUGACUUGGCGGACGAACGCGCAGCUCUGUGGAUGGUUCGGCCGGUAGGGGUGGAGGGUGGCCUCGUAGCCUUUCCUUGAUGCACAUGCAGAUGAAGAUGAAGGUGAAGAGGAAGAUGCGCAUGGUGGCGGAAGCGAUGGCGACGGACGGGGCGGCAUGGAGGGGGACGGGCACGACCUGUGGCCACUGGUGCUGCUUCUGCUGUUGCUGCUGCUGCUGGUCUGCGUCGGUUCCUCGAGCUCGAUUGUGUCGAGGACCUCCUCGAGGAGGUCUGAGGCCUCGCCCUGGAAGAGGGGGGCGGGGGACAGCAGCGACUCGGACAAAUGGACGCUGCUGCUGAAGAGCUCACUGAUGCUGAAAUGAAGACACACCAGGACAGACAGACAGUGAGCAUGCAUCCGUCGUGCCUUGACUCCCAGGACUACACCUCACCUCGCCUCGUCUCCCCCGCUGCCCAGCGACCCGUCGCCAUCAUCACUCCCAUCGCUACCCUCCCCAUCUCCCACACCAUCAAGCGCGUCGCGGCUUCCCCUCUUGGUGUGCAUGGGUGUGGCGUAUGCACUGUCCGGCCGCUGUGAUGGCAGCAGGGGCGGGGUGGCCAGUGUGCUGAUGAGCGAGGGGCUGUCGGCCAGGGAGGUCCAGGGGGAGUCGUCAUGGUCACCCUGACGGCCCUCGGUUGGUGUGUCUAGGUCGAUUUCUUCUUCUGCCUCCUCUGCAGAUGAGCUUCCGGCCUCCUCUGUCCGCUGUAUGGCGCUCUCCCACUCGUCGUUGCCAUCCUCCUCAUUCUCAGAUACUGACAGGCAGUCAGGCAAUCACACUAAAGAAUGAAUUGGUCUCGGACGUCUUCCGGUGUGUACUCACUGGUCUCUUCUGAUUCGCCGUGCAGUGGUGAUGGCGGGGGGAAGGAGGACGGCCGCCAGUGAGCACGGUAGCGGUCCACGCGACAGACUGAGUCGGCACCAGACGACGCCACAGCAACCUGAUUGACGCACACACAACCAUCAAUAUCUGUGCUGAUCCUGAUCGGCCCAUGGCCUCCACCUGACCUGCAGUGUGUGGAGGCGAGUGAGUGAGCCCAGGAGCUGCCUCUGUAUGGCCUGGUGUGCCUUGAGGAGGUCCAGGUACUCGUCCCUCACGGCAGCUAUCUCCGCCUCCACAUCAGCGAGGGGCGAGAGGGGCGGCAGCGGGAAGUGCCGCGGGGACGGGCUGCGGGUGGAGGUGCGCUGACACACACACACACACACGCACACAAACAUCCAGACAACCAGCUCAUAUGACGAGUCUGUCAACACCUCAUCCGAAGGAACGGACCUCUCUGGCCUUCCGCCUAUCCCUAUGAUGGGUCUUGUCCCUGGACCGCCCGCUGACCGACGUGCUCCGCCGCCUGUGGCUGUCCCUGCUCCUGCUGCUAGUGUGGGUGGCGGAGGGCGAACAAUGGCCACCGUUGCCGCCCACAUCCCUCUCCCUCUCUGGCUCCCUGGCGAUGCUGUUGCUGUGUGUUCGUCUGGUGCGGGACGACUGGGAGGCGUGUGGGUGGCGCCUGCCGGGCGGACAGGGGGGUGGAAAGGCCGGCGAGGGCGGCAGCAUCCCUCGCAGUGGGUCAGUCAGUCAGUCACCUGCGGGCAGACAGACAAGAAACAGGCGCACACCACACAUGAGAGUGUCAGUGCACUCAUACGUCUGAAGUCUGGCGGGCCCCAACGGCUGGGGCAGCUGUGCUGUAUCAGGCUGCCUCCUCCUGACUCACUCCCGCACUCAAUUCACGCCUCUCUUGCUGUCUUCCCUUCACACGUCGCAGCAGAGCACCCAACCACACGUGUCACCAAGAGUGUCCGGGCUGGUCUGUACUGAGCUGCUUGGGUUCAAAUCUGCGGCCUUUCUCCGCUGCACUCACUGCCAUAUCUGCCCCGAUCUGCCUUGCUGAGCUCGUCUGAUCCCAUCCUUACCUUGUUGUUCCGGUGCGGUCGGCUCGGAGCGGCAAAGUCGCCCGCAAUUGCUGGUCAGUGGAUGUGUUCAGUGCGAAGCGUGACA